Clonostachys solani is the source of this 891-nucleotide messenger RNA. Lineage: Eukaryota; Fungi; Ascomycota; Sordariomycetes; Hypocreales; Bionectriaceae. The record is from the annotation of a GenBank genome assembly.
AUGGCUGCCAUUCCAUACGACGCUAUUCUGUCCUCAGGUAUGUUCAAGUGCCUGAUAGGGCCCGACAAAUCCGAGUUCAUCAUCCACAGCGCCCUCCUCGCCUCCCAGUCCAAGGUCCUCGAUCGGCUGGUAAAUGGCCAGAUGAAGGAGGCCCUCGAGGGCGAGGUCUACUGGGCCGAGGUGGAUACCGACACGUUCAUCCGGUUCAGCCAGUUCGCGUACACUGGAGACUACUACGAAGCCAAGUUCCAACCGCGGCAGGGUUCCGAGUGUUCGGCCUCGGCUGGCCAUACCUCGUCCCCUCCUUCAUUACCUCUCCAGUCCCAAGCCGUGCCGCACACGAACGAGGAGCCAAACACCGCCAACCCGCAUAUCUCCGCGCGCUCGGUGGCGACCAGGGCUCCAGCUCCAAGAUCGUGGUCUGGGAGAAAGAGGGUGGAGGAGACUGCGCUGAAGGAGAAGAAGAAUCUUCUCUGGGCCAAGUUCAAGUCCCUGCAUGCAGACACGGGGCUGGAAGGGCCGGUCCCGAUGAACGCGUCAGGCGAUGAUACAACGGAGCUGCUGCUGAGCCACGCUCGAGUGUAUGUCUUCGCCGAGUGCUACGACGUAGCGCCUCUGAGGCUGCUGUCGCUGCGAAAGCUGAGACAGACGUUGGAGCAUUUUCAGAUGUAUGACGAGGCUGUGUAUGAUGUGAUCCAGCUAAUCAACUACUGCUAUGAGAACACCAUGGCCCGUGCUGAUGGGGCGGAGGACAUGAGAUCGCUGUUGUGCAUGUUUACGGCUUGUCAUAUGGAGAAGCUCUGGAGCAACAAGGAGUUUCAAGAACUGGUUCAGACUUGUGGGGAGUUCUCUCAAGGACUCAUUACCCAGCUGCUGCAUCGGUUGGAUUGA